AUGGGUGAGCCCUACGAGAAGUGCCGCAAGCCGCUGAUGGACGCGUACGCCGACUGCUUGGAGAUGAUGCCCGACCUUCUUGAGUGGAUCUGCUCGCCUGUCAAAGCGGUCGAGCAGGUCUGUUACGUCGCGAAAGUGAUCACCGUCCUCUGUGCCAUACCGGCUAUGAUUAUUGACUUCGUCAAGGUACAAGUGAUCGACAGGAUCGAACGAGGUGAGUGGGUGUGUCGCUUUAGAUGUUUAAACUACAACAACAACAAGUCGUCUUUUGUGCAGCAUAUGAUGAUUCAUUGCGGCGUUCGGUAGAGGUCCGGUGUGUCCAACGGGCAAAAACAAACGAUUGAGUACAGCAUGUGCCUUAUGGACAUCACGAAUGCAUGGACAUGGAAGACAGAACGAACGCUGAAGUUUUUGUAAUGUUACCAUAUAUACACAGAAAACAGGAGCUAUUACAAAUAUGCAACGUCGCGAAACGUUUUGGGUAUAAGAUCAUUAAAAAACGCGAGUCAAUUCACGCACACCGCCCGUGCAUACAUGCGGCCGUCACCAAAUAUAUGCCAUAACAUCAGCAAAAAUACAUCUGACAAGUGCACUAAUAACUACAAGAAUGGUGCAAAAGGAAAAAAAAAAAGAAACUGAAGAGUUGACUUGUCAUUCCGAAUAUGAAUGUUCCUUUGUCGGUGCCCUUGUAUAGACAAAUGUGUGCCAUUUUUUUCUGCCUUUUUAGUAAUUAUUAGGGGGAGGGGGUGACACCUUAGACUAAUGCCACACAGUGUCAAAAAUUGUUGUAGCUUCCACCUUGAUACAGCGCUGUUUGGGACGUCACAGCCACGACAAGUGUUGGUUUCUCCCUGGCUCAGCGAUGCGCAGCUUCCUCGAGCGAGCCUACACGGCAUUCUACGUGAACGUGACGGUGACACACCAGUACAACUACAGCCUCGAGUUCAGCCGCACACCCGCCGAGGUGCGUAGCCACGUGUUGAAAGAACUACACGGGCGCGUCGCCCUCUUCGCCGCUCUCUUCAAGUUGCUCAGCAACGGGGUGCUGGUCGGGUUCCUCUAUGUCGCGUACGGGUGAGUGUACACCGUUGGCUAUGCUCUGCUGACUCCACUGCGCGGUUGGCAGCAAAUAAUUCACUCGAUAUGCGAGGACAAAUACAGGCUAUUGAUUUCGCUGCAGGGCCCCUGGGCAGAAGUGGGGACGCAAUCCUGGGUACGAAGGCCUUGUUGUUUUACGCCAUUCAGGAAUUACACGUUCUUUCACCCUUUAGCAUCCGGGCUUGA
Dermacentor andersoni is the source of this 1284-nucleotide messenger RNA. Lineage: Eukaryota; Metazoa; Arthropoda; Arachnida; Ixodida; Ixodidae. The record is from RefSeq and is a predicted model, not a curated record.